This is a messenger RNA of Rhinolophus ferrumequinum (greater horseshoe bat), 4901 nucleotides long. RefSeq names its product nuclear receptor subfamily 5 group A member 2 (gene NR5A2). Lineage: Eukaryota; Metazoa; Chordata; Mammalia; Chiroptera; Rhinolophidae. The transcript has 7 exons. Bases 492 to 1898 code for a protein of 468 amino acids. Gene Ontology annotation, molecular function: zinc ion binding; nuclear receptor activity; RNA polymerase II cis-regulatory region sequence-specific DNA binding. The record is from RefSeq and is a predicted model, not a curated record. Gene Ontology annotation, biological process: regulation of transcription by RNA polymerase II; tissue development; hormone-mediated signaling pathway. Gene Ontology annotation, cellular component: RNA polymerase II transcription regulator complex.
AGUCCUGUCAGUGCGGAAAUGCGUGUUUCCAUAAAUGCGACCGAUCUGGACGUAGGGAGCCGCGGGCUGCCGGGAAAGUGGGACUGCUGAGAAGCGGGUUUCUGGGGCUCGAGUUUCUCUGCUAAGUGUUUGCAAACCCGUGUUGCCGUCCUUAUUUAUCAGCGCGGUGCUUGCUGCAAACUUAUUCAGGAAGGGGGCAAGAGUGGGUAUGCUUGUUUUCCUUCCUCCGGCCAAGGCGACGGUUUUGGAACUCUGAGGAGGGUUCAAAGAAAUCCAGAGUUGUUACUGUAGGCAAUUCCUGCGUCUCGUCUGAUUGGUCGUUUUGCAGACUUGUGUUCAACAGUGGUCAGUGGAUAAAUGUUUAACAGAAGUUGGAAUUAUUUUUUAAUUUAAAAAAAUAUACGAACUGCACGCUCAUUGAUGCCCAAAGAUGCUUUACUUUCACUGCAGAAAAGUAGUUCUCUUCAGUGCACCUGGGGUCUCAGUUUAAAAUGGUGAAUUACUCCUAUGAUGAAGACCUUGAAGAGCUGUGUCCGGUGUGUGGAGAUAAAGUGUCCGGGUACCACUAUGGACUUCUCACCUGUGAAAGCUGCAAGGGAUUUUUUAAGCGAACAGUCCAAAAUAAUAAAAGGUACACAUGUAUAGAAAACCAGAACUGCCAAAUAGACAAAACACAGAGAAAGCGGUGUCCUUACUGUCGAUUUCAAAAAUGUCUAAGUGUUGGAAUGAAGCUGGAAGCGGUAAGGGCUGACCGAAUGCGCGGAGGAAGGAACAAGUUUGGGCCGAUGUACAAGAGAGACAGAGCCCUGAAGCAACAGAAGAAAGCCCUCAUUCGCGCUAACGGACUGAAGCUGGAAGCCAUGUCUCAGGUGAUCCAGGCUAUCCCCUCGGAGCUGAGCAUCUCUGCCAUCCAAAACCUCCAUUCCGCCUCCAAAGGCCUACCUCUCAACCAUGCCGCCUUGCCUCCCACCGACUAUGACCGAAGUCCCUUUGUCACAUCCCCCAUCAGCAUGACAAUGCCACCUCAUGGCAGCCUGCAGGGUUACCAAACCUAUGGCCACUUUCCCAGCCGGGCCAUCAAGUCUGAGUACCCAGACCCCUACACCAGCUCGCCGGAGUCCAUCAUGGGCUACUCCUACAUGGACGGUUACCAGACCAGCUCUCCGGCGAGCAUCCCGCAUCUGAUCCUGGAACUUUUGAAGUGUGAGCCGGAUGAGCCUCAAGUCCAAGCCAAAAUCAUGGCCUAUUUGCAGCAAGAGCAAGCGAACCGGAGCAAACAUGAGAAGCUCAGCACAUUUGGGCUGAUGUGCAAAAUGGCAGACCAGACGCUCUUCUCCAUCGUCGAGUGGGCCCGGAGUAGCGUCUUCUUCCGGGAGCUCAAGGUUGAUGAUCAAAUGAAGCUGCUUCAGAACUGCUGGAGUGAGCUCUUAAUUCUCGACCACAUUUACCGACAAGUGGUACAUGGGAAGGAAGGAUCCAUCUUCCUGGUUACUGGGCAACAAGUGGAUUACACCAUCAUUGCAUCGCAAGCUGGGACCACUCUGAACAAUCUCAUGAGUCACGCGCAGGACUUGGUGGCAAAGCUCCGUUCCCUACAGUUUGAUCAACGAGACUUUGUGUGUCUGAAAUUCUUGGUGCUCUUUAGUUUAGAUGUCAAAAACCUUGAGAACUUCCAGCUGGUGGAAGGGGUCCAGGAACAAGUGAACGCCGCCCUGUUGGACUACACGGUGUGCAACUACCCGCAGCAGACGGAGAAAUUUGGGCAGCUGCUCCUGCGACUGCCGGAAAUCCGGGCCAUCAGCCUGCAGGCGGAAGAAUACCUGUACUGCAAGCACCUGAACGGGGACGUACCCUACAAUAACCUCCUCAUCGAAAUGCUGCACGCGAAAAGAGCCUAAGUGACGUGCCCGGGCUCUGCUUCCAAAACAAAAAGAGACGGUGGGGGUGGGGGGGGAAGGACAGGAAGAAAGAAAGGGGGAAAGCUACUCUGAACUGCUCCAAGCAACACUAAUUAAAAACUUGGUUUAAAGAGAUUGGAUUUAAAAAGGCAUAAUAAUCAAAUACUUAAUAGCAAAUAAAUGAUGUACCAGGGUAUUUGUAUUGCAAACUGUGAAUCAAAACCCCAAAGGAGUCCAAUCAGAGACCCGGAGUGGACUCAGCUCCCAAGUGGAGACGACACCACACGUCAGAACAGAAAUGGACAGAACAAUUCCUGUAUAUUUAAGCUGAUCUCUGCUGUGAAGACACUUAGGAACUGGUCUGUGUUAUUAAUUAGGCUUCUGCAGCAGGGGAUCCGAGCGUACAGAAUUCCUCUUUGGUGAGGCUGAACUCAGUGGUUCUCAAGGGUCCCUCAGCUGCACCCAGAGAAGCCCUUCCUUCUUCCUUUCAAGGACCCAGCACCUGUCUGACCUUGGACUCUGUACUAAGGAUUCACGCUCAGCCACACCCACUAGCUCCAUGGUAUCAGGAAAAGCCUAAUUUUGAGUGUCCUUGUCUUAGACCUGCAAACAGCUAAUAAGAACAGUCUCUUAAUAUGUUAGCUUGCCAUUUUCAAUAUGUCCUGGUAUGUUUUGUCCUGUGUUCAUAAUGUUAAGAAAAAGCAGGCGGUAUCCCUCUUCUGAUCUUAUAUAAGCAUUCAUUACUAUUAAGGGAAAUGGCUACAAAUUUUUAAAGCACACGCAUUGUAGCUGAAGCCAGACCUUCCGUCUGCUACUGUUACUGAAAUGUGGCAUUGUGGAAUUUCACAAAAAUUUCCAGCCAAAAGUCUUGUUAGGGUACAUCCGUGCUUUUAACCAUCCAAGUUUGUAGUUCAGUUCAAGAUAAAACCCGCAACCUAUUUUGCUGGGAUGUCACACAGUCACCGUUCUAAGCAGUUGGAAACCACACUGAAGCGUGUUAUGCUAUGCAAACAGAAAAGACAGGAUGAGCUGAAGGUUCAUUCUUGCCGCCACCAAACAUCCCCUAACAUACAAUGGAAACAGUGAUUUUUACAGAUGGCCUGGAAGGAUAUUAGAGUAAUGCAGAUCUUCCGCAAAAGGGAGAGGAAGAGAGUGGUACUGACCUUUCUAAGUCAUAGACCAAAGUCUGCUAUAGAACAAACACUGGAGGGCAGAGAGCUGCCAAAGAACUCUCCAGCCAGCACUAUCUGUUAUCAACAAGCGACAGCACAGGUAGGGGUCUUGCCUUAUUUCACAAUUCCGAAAGGUAGCUGUGCACAUGUGGAUCAACAUUUGUUUAAAUAAAGUAUUAAUACUUUCAAGUCAAAUAAGAUAUAGUGUUUACAUUCUUUAGGUCCUGGGGGCGUGGGGCGGGGAGGGAGACUGGGACAUGACAAAAUAGCUAACGCAGUAACUUCCUUAAUGUUAUUUUUCUGAUUGGUAAUUAUUCUUAACAGUCCUUAAUUAUUGUAUGUCGUGAGACACUAAAAUCAGAAACAGGAAUCUCAUUUAGACUUUAAUUUUUUGUUGAAUUUAUCGGCAGCACAAUCACUUGUAGAAACUGUAAAGAAAAUAAAAGUAUCUCCUAGUCCCUUAAUUUUUUUCAUAAAUGUGUCUGGCUUUUGAACAGUUUAUUUAUAUUGUAUAUCAUAGUUUCAAGUGUAGACAAUUAUGAUGCUAAUUUAUUCCUUGGUUUCACCUCUGUGUAAGAUGUAGCCAAGAUUGAAGAAACCAAAUAUAUGUGUUUACUGUAGCAUGUCUUCAAGUUAGUGAAACAUAGUUCAGGAACAGAGAAGGGUCUUAAUGAAGUAAAAUCAGUCACUUGAUUAAAUGUCUGUAAAUCUUUCUAAUUCUCUCUGUAGUUUAUUUAAUAUCUAUUGUAAAUUAUGUGACUUGUAGCUUCCUCCGUUUUCAAAUGAAUUUAACAAGGGUGGAGUCUUACCUGGUUUUCCUUCCCAAGCGUUGUAAGUUAUAUACCAAAGAUCUUAGUUAUUACUUCUGUGUGUACAAAGGACUCUUAUUUUUAUUAAUCACCUCUGAUACUUGUCCACGUGAAGGGUACAUAUUAGCUCAGCGGAGUGCUCGUCACCUGUGUUCUCUUCAUGGCUCAAAGGACAACGGCACCUGCUGCCCAGAGCCCAUCUCCAGAGCACUGAGUAGGGUGACAGCGUCAUUUUUCUUCCAGGUAAAGACUCAUUGGCUGGAAGACACGUGCAGAGGGAUGGGGCCGUCAGCAGUCAGUCACGUGGUUCCAUCGUGCAUGUGAGCCACUGAUGGGGACAGUUAUGAGAGCUGUGGGGUCAUUAUUUGAAGGGUCUUUAACAUUGCAAAAAUAAAAAAAAUACACUUAUGUUUUCUUAGUUUAAAUAUACAGUACUCCCCAAUGAAUAUUAAACUGAAACAAAUGUCACGUGUUGGUAUGUUGUUAACCUAGUAAAGUACACCCUGAGAACAGUUAGAAAGAUGGGCAACACGCAGAGUCCCUUGUACCCAGCUUACUGGUGACAUCACGGACAGAAGCUGAUACACGAAAUGCACCACUGCCAGUAUGCGCAGCCCAUGGAACGUGUGAGCCAAAGCUGGCAGAUAACAGUUCUCCAGGGUUCGUGGCUAAACGGUUUGUAACCAGACAUCUACUUAGCAACCACCUUACCCAUGACAGGACUCAAGAGUAGAAGCAGACUCCAAGAGAAAGGGUUUGGGCUUAGUCGGGUCGGUUACAGUUGGUCUCCGUUUGUAAACAGACCAUCUGUAAUGUCUGAGUAUUUCUAUGACGGAUCUUCUCCAGUGACCUUGGACCUGAAUCCAUGCAAUGUUUAGAGUGUGAAGUCGGUUACUUGUUGACGUUUUCUUACUGUAUCAGUGAAAUACAUAUUGUCAUGUCCGUUCUUGCCAGGAAUUUCUCAACAAAAUGGAAUUUUUUUUUUCAGUAUUCCAAUAAAUAUUGAUAUGCCCAGCCUGAUA